Durusdinium trenchii is the source of this 1550-nucleotide messenger RNA. Lineage: Eukaryota; Dinophyceae; Suessiales; Symbiodiniaceae. The record is from the annotation of a GenBank genome assembly.
UUUGGCUCAGCCCGCGCCAACCCGUCCCGACGCGGAACGACCGUCUUCCUCGACACCGCGCUGAUGCAGGCAAAGUUCUUGGCCGAUGCUGCGAAGCUCCCAAAGCGCACGCCCGCAGGUUUCUCUCUCUUCGCCUCGCUGCCCACAAGCAUUCCGGCGGGUGGCAAGGGCGUGGUGAAGACCGGCCUGGCCAUUGCCAUUCCUGAGGAGACCUACGCGCGGGUGGCCCCGCUGAGUCGAUGGGCCGAGCGCAUGAUCCAGACCGGCGCUGGAGUGGUGGACUACGACUACCGCGGGGAGGUGGGUGUGGUUCUCUUCAAUCAUGGACCGGAGGAGCCCCUGGUGGCGGACAAACACGAGUGGGAGGAGGAGGAGGAGGAGCUCUCAGUCACUGCCGGCGACGAAGUGGCGUAUCUCAUUCUCGAGAAGAUUUCCAUGGCCGGAUGCCGAGAGGUUGAGUCCUUGGACGAGACCUUGCGUGGCACUGGUGGCUUCGGAAGCACGGGCAUCUCUGGUGAGGCGCCGGCCAAGCGUCAGCGAAGCGAAGCGCAGGAGUUGCCUUUGCAGCGUGGAGAGGAGAUGCUGGUGAAGCGCUCGACAUCCACUGCGGUCCUGCCGGUCCGCGGUUCUGCUGCAGCUGCAGGCUUUGACCUUGCAGCCGCUGAGGCCACGGUGAUCCCUGCUGGUGGCAAGGGCAUUGUGAAGACUGGGCUUUCGAUUGCCAUUCCAGAGGGGACGUAUGCAAGGGUGGCUCCUCGUUCUGGCCUUGCUGUCAAGAAGAUGAUUCAUGCAGGAGCUGGGGUUGUGGACUACGACUACCGCGGGGAGGUGGGCGUGGUCCUCUUCAACCACGGUGCUGAGGACUUUGCUGUGGCCACUGGUGAUCGCGUAGCGCAGCUGAUUCUCGAGAAAAUCAGCAUGACAACUUGCCGAGAAGUCGAGUCCUUCGAGGAAGCUACUCAUGGACUGGAGGAGAUGCUGGUGAAGCGCCUCACGCCCUCGGCUGUGCUUCCGGCUCGUGGAUCCAAAGCAGCUGCAGGUUUCGACCUCGCGGCCGCAGAGGCUACUGUCAUCCCUGCGGGUGGUCAGGGCCUGGUGAAGACUGGGAUUUCCAUCGCCAUUCCAGAGGGAACAUAUGCAAGGGUGGCUCCUCGUUCUGGCCUUGCAGUGAAGAAGAUGAUUCACACCGGAGCUGGUGUAGUGCACCACGCCCACCGCGGGGAGGUGGGUGUGGUCCUCUUCAACCACGGUGCAGAGGACUUCGCCGUGUCCGUGGGCGAUCGCGUGGCGCAACUGAUCCUCCAGCAGAUCUCUUUGGUCGACUGCCAAGAAGUGGCGUCGCUGGACGAGACGCUGCGCGGCGCGGGCGGCUUUGGCUCCACCGGUGUGGCCACCACCGCUGUGCCAAAGCAGGAGCCUGAGGCGCCUCAGCCACCGGUCGGUCGUGCUGGUGCGUAACGACCCGGUACGUCAGUUGUGAUGUGAGAUUCUGGAGAUUCCAAGAAUCAGGGGGUCAUUGAUCAAAGUCGACGUCUGACUUUGCGGGAAAA